AUGAAGACAAAUGUUAACAAAAGUUUGGGCGGAGAUGGAAUACCGAUUAGUUGCAUCUCAUCAACGUCGACAAAUGAAGAUUCAUUAACUAUAAAUAAUGGUCAAUUUAAUAAUAAUGGACAUCAUACAAACAUUAUUACGAGAGCGUUCAGAAAUAUUUUUCCGAAAAAAUUCGCAAAUGGAGCAUCAAAUAAUCCUUAUGAAAAUAGUUAUGGUGAUAAUAUAAUUUUAGUAUCACCAGACGAAAAGGGUUUACAUAGAAAUUUAAAGGAACGACAUAUGAUUAUGAUUGCAUUAGGUGGAACUAUUGGAACUGGCUUAUUUUUGGCUUCUGGUCAAGCUUUAGCAUCAGCAGGUCCUGGUGGUUCUCUCGUUUCCUAUGGAAUUAUUUCAAUUAUGGUCUAUUUUGUCAUGACAAGUCUAGCUGAGCUUGCGACUCAAUUUCCCAUUAGUGGUUCUUUCAAUACAUUUGGUAGUCGUUUUGUGGAUGAAGCAUUCGGCUUUGCAUUAGCCUACAACUAUUACUUUUCGUGGGUGACAACUAUUGCAGGAGAAUUGGUGGCCGCCGGUAUUAUCGUCCAAUAUUGGUUACCGAAUUUUCCCAGUAUAGUAUGGUCAAUAUUAGGAAUGGCGAUUAUGUUUUUACUAAAUGCUUUUACAGUCAAAGGUUACGGGGAAGGGGAAUAUUGGUUUGCAAUGAUCAAAGUAAUUACUGUGCUCAUCUUCUUACUAGUUGGUCUUCUAGUGGAUGUUGGUGCCGUGGGUAAACCGAAAAAAAAAUAUGGCUUUGAAAAUUGGAAAUUAGAUGGAGCACCAUUUGUCGAUGGAGUGCGUGGUGUAAUAACCACGUCAAUCAUAUCAGGUUUUGCUUUUCAAGGAACUGAAGCUGUAGGCAUCGCUGCUGGUGAAAGUUCUAAUCCAAAGAGGGAUGUGCCUCGUGCGAUGAAUGGAACCAUAUGGCGUAUUAUUUUGUUCUUUGUCGGUGCCAUCUUUAUCAUGGGUCUAGUUAUUCCAUAUAACGAUCCAAAUCUCGCUAAAAUAGGUGGUGUUGAAAAUGUUGCUGUGUCACCUUUCACCUUGGUAUUUGCAAGAUCUGGCAUUCCCGGAGCAGAACAUAUUAUGAAUGCUGUCAUUCUAACAACAAUAUUAUCGGCUGGUAAUUCUGGUCUUUACUUAUGUACACGUAUUUUCUGGACAUUGGCUAUGGAAGGCAAAGCACCUCGUGUCUUUCGUCAUCUAACUAAAGGUGGAAUUCCUAUUUGGUGUUUGGUUAUAACAACUGUUCUUGCAAGCUCUCUGUUUGGUCUCUCAUUCGUUGGAAAUAAGGUGAUUUAUAUAUGGCUUGUAAAUAUGACUAGCGUGAUGGGUUUUAUUGCUUGGUUUGGAAUUGCAGUAGCACAUUACCGAUUUCGUCGAGCAUAUAUUCUACAAGUAAAACAAUCAGAAAUUAGUGUUCAUAAUCUUUUAUUUGCAAUAGAUUGUUUAGAAAUAUUCGUCUUAGUAUUUUUAUUAUAUAAAAUUUUCAUUAAACCAUUCUAUCGUUUAAUAUUUCCGAAAAUUCCAUCGAAUGAGCAAAAAUAA
Messenger RNA from Rotaria sordida, 1581 nucleotides. The record is from the annotation of a GenBank genome assembly. NCBI's taxonomy places the organism in Eukaryota, Metazoa, Rotifera, Eurotatoria, Philodinida, Philodinidae.